CCCGGCGCGAAGUGAGCUGCUUUGGGUUGCCUCUUCCGAGGAGGACAUUCUGAGUGAGGCGCUGCUUAGACCUUCGUGCUUGCUCUUGAUUCAUUCCCCGCGGAAGGGCCUAUGAGGAACGGGGUGGCGUCGUUUUCAUAUUGCAUUUUGGACAUUUAACAAAAAAUAACUUCAGCGCCGCCGAGAAAGAAAGAGAAAAACAGCAGCCCCGAAGCAACGCCAUGGAGCUUGCUCCUCCUAGGGACCAGCCUGCUAAAGCUAUCAAACCAAUAGACCAGAAAUCUGUCCAUCGGAUUUGUUCAGGACAGGUGGUGCUGAAUCUGUGUACUGCGGUGAAAGAACUGGUGGAAAAUAGCAUAGAUGCUGGUGCUACCAGUGUUGAAGUGAAACUUAAAGAUUAUGGAGCAGACCUUAUUGAAGUUUCUGAUAACGGCUGUGGUGUAGAAGAAGAGAACUUCGCAGGCUUGACUCUGAAACACUAUACUUCUAAGAUACAAGAGUUUUCUGACCUUACACGCGUUGAAACGUUUGGCUUUCGAGGUGAAGCUCUGAGUUCCCUGUGUGCACUGAGUGACGUUUCCAUCAUUACUUGUCACAAAUCUGCAAAGGUUGGCACCCGCUUGGUAUUUGACCACAGUGGGAAAAUCACUCUGAGGACCCCCUGCCCACGACAACAGGGGACAACUGUCAGUGUGCAGCAGUUAUUUUAUACCUUGCCAGUACGACAUAAAGAAUUUCAGCGCAACAUUAAGAAGGAGUAUGCAAAAAUGGUUCACGUGUUACAAGCAUACUGUAUCAUUUCAACAGGAGUUCGUAUUAACUGCACCAAUCAGGUUGGCCAAGGAAAGAAGCAAGCUGUGCUGUGCACCAGUGGGAGCUCAAACUUAAAAGAAAACAUUGGAGCAAUAUUUGGACAAAAGCAGGUGCAGAGCUUGGUUCCUUUCGUUCAGCUACCCCCUAGUGAUGCUGUCUGUGAAGAAUAUGGCCUGAAUGCUUCUGAUAUGCCAGCCAAUUUUUAUACUAUCACAGGUUUUGUUUCCCGUUGCGAUCAUGGUGUCGGGAGAAGUACCACAGACAGGCAGUUCCUCUUUGUCAACCAGCGGCCCUGUGAUGCAGGCAAGGUUUCCAAAGUUGUGAAUGAAGUGUACCACAUGUACAACAGACACCAGUAUCCGUUUGUGGCUCUUAACAUAUGUGCAAAUUCUGAAUGUGUUGACAUCAAUGUGACACCUGACAAAAGGCAGAUAAUGUUGCAGGAAGAGAAACUUCUAUUGGCGUCUCUAAAGACUUCAAUGCUGGGAAUGUUUGGCAGCGACGUUAACAAACUCAUUGUCAAUCAUAUGUUGCCAAAUAUUAAAGGUAGGAAUGACAGCAUGCUUCAAGAAGAGGCAGAAAGCCCUGCCUUGGAAACUUCGUGUGCCGCCUCCUCUCAGAAUCUGAGUGCGAAAGAAAAAACAGCAAUCACUGUUGCCAAACUUAGGGAAUCGUUUUCUCUCCACCAAGCAAAGAAGACCCAUUUUCAUGGUGUUGGAAAUGCCAAACGUCAACAUAGUUCCUCCGGGCAAAAAGGGCUUCCGGCAUUUUUUAGCGUUUUGGAUUCUCCAAAUAAGAAGACUGGCUCCAGCAAAGAGGCUGAGAGCAGAAGAGAGGAGGAUCCAAGUACAUUCAUGCUUUCGGGCAAAAAACUCGAGAAAUUGGCAGAAGAUAGAGAUUCUGGUUGUGGCAGCAGCUCAGCGGAAUCAGAAGUGGGCUUAAGCACGCCAGAAAAUGGUAGCUGUUCCAGCUGUGAAAACGCAAUUGGCUCACCUCUUGAAGAUUUCCCUGUUUUCAGAGAAGUUCAAAGUGGCAGUCUUGAGACGAGGGGGGAUUUCUGGGGGGCUGAAUGCAAAUUGAACCAAAGCAAAGGGAGCCAAUUAUCCCAGCAGGCAGACAGUUCACCCCCCAAAAUGAAACGUUUUAAGAUGAGCCAGCCUUUUUCUCAGGUGGCCUCUCCAUCCAAGACUGAGAAUGACCGGGUUUCUUCUGUCCUGUCACAGUACGACGUACCUGUAGAACUGGAGAAGAAAACCGUACUGUUGGAGUUUUCUCUGAGCGCACUGAUAGGCAGAGUAAAGAAGCUAAGCCAGGAACAGGAGAAGAAAGAAGCAGCAGCGCUAAAAUUCAGGAAAUUCAGGGCAAAAAUUAGCCCAGGAGAAAAUAAAACAGCAGAAGACGAAUUAAGAAAAGAAAUAAGGAAAGAGAUGUUUGCUAAAAUGGACAUAAUCGGCCAGUUCAAUUUAGGGUUUAUAAUAGCCAAGCUGAACUCGGACCUCUUCAUCAUUGAUCAACAUGCUUCAGACGAGAAGUACAACUUCGAGAUGUUGCAAGAGCACACUGUUCUGCAGGGACAGAAGCUGAUCACGCCUCAGCAUCUUAAUUUAACUGCUGUAAGCGAAAGCAUUUUAAUGGAAAACCUGGAAAUUUUCAGAAAAAAUGGAUUUGAUUUUGUUAUUGAUGAAGAUGCUCCUGUUACCCAAAGAGUUAAACUCAUUUCGUUACCUACAAGCAAAAACUGGACUUUUGGUCCGCAAGAUAUAGAGGAGUUAAUCUUCAUGUUAAGCGACUGCCCUGGAGUGAUGUGCAGGCCUUCCAGAGUAAGACAGAUGUUUGCUUCUCGAGCAUGUAGAAAGUCUGUGAUGGUUGGAACAGCACUUAAUGGAAAUGAGAUGAAGAAACUGAUCACCCACAUGGGUGAGAUUGAACAUCCUUGGAAUUGCCCACACGGAAGACCUACCAUAAGGCAUAUAGCCAAUCUAGAUCUGAUUUCACAAGAAUAAUGAACCUUUAUGCACGUUCGUUAGGACAAUUUUAGCAUUUAUUCCAUUGGCGGAUGCUGUUGAGACCUCUUUUAUAGGAUUGUGAUUUAUCACGAAAGUCUCUUUCUCUCUUUGCAGCACAAAAGAUCAAGCUUACCAUUUUGUUCAAGAAGUAAACUAU
Lacerta agilis (Sand lizard) is the source of this 2976-nucleotide messenger RNA. RefSeq names its product PMS1 homolog 2, mismatch repair system component (gene PMS2). Gene Ontology annotation, molecular function: ATP-dependent DNA damage sensor activity; ATP binding; mismatched DNA binding. The record is from RefSeq and is a predicted model, not a curated record. The transcript is spliced from 15 exons. Gene Ontology annotation, biological process: mismatch repair. NCBI's taxonomy places the organism in Eukaryota, Metazoa, Chordata, Lepidosauria, Squamata, Lacertidae. Gene Ontology annotation, cellular component: MutLalpha complex. Bases 222 to 2816 code for a protein of 864 amino acids.